AUGAACAUGGCCACAAAAGACACAGAUACACGGCGACCUGGCCACCUUCGAACCCUUAACCGUAGCAGCGACACCGAUUUCACCGACUCUCGCCUGAAGCCGGAACCGCUCCGUCUAGGUCGCAGGGAUGCUUCUGGUGCAGAAUUGACUCACGUGUCUUCCAAGGACACUCUUGUGUCACCAGAUCCAGGCGCUUUGGCAGGUGAUGAAGACUCGGAUCUGGGAAAAUGCGAACGUAAUUGGGAGGCAGAAAGCUUAGGUUCGCAAUUCAGCCACAAUCUUCAUGGCCCAUCACACAGGGUUGAGCAGCAUACACCUCCCCGUUCGGACUACAACCUCUCUGAAUCUCAAGGAGCAACUGUACAUCGAGAGCAAUGUGGUGCAACCCAGAUGGAUAGGGAGUCCUACUGCGAAGACACCAGGACUAAUUUGACAAAUCGCAAUGGCAUCUCCUGCUCAGUAAUUAUCUCCAGCCGACCUAACGCCUUGGCAGGAGCAGUGCCUGCCAGUACUGAAAUGCUGAAAUCAGUCAUAGAAACUAACUCUCAGCUCAACAUGCCCGGCAGGUCAGACAGCUGGCUGCUCAGUACAGACACGAGAUCCUCGUUGCUGUCAUUGCAUUCUGUGUAUACUAAAUCGCUCUUCCCUGAACCAAAACCACUAACCCGACAGUCCAGCGUGGGUCAGCUUCGGCAAUCUAUUGAGACAAUGGCAGAAACCCGUUCCAGGCCAGCGUCGAUUCGGAUAGUUCCUACGCAGGGGAGCGCUACACCAUUGAUCAAUACCCCUAUGUCCGAGAAGAGGUCGGCAACCAGGAGCCCGGAAACUCCAACAAUUCUACAGGCAGCAGCUUCUUCGACGCCCAGGUCCAUGGCCACCAAGACGAAGGAGUCUGCAGGAACCCAAAUUCGACCUGUUGCACACUCUUCAUUCUCCGAUUCGCCCAAUGCAGCUGGACCUGGUAGUUUGCUUUCCGUCAGGGAUCUUGAUUACAAGCUACGAUCAAGAUUAUCCGAGCCAGCUCUUACAAGGAGCGGCCAGAAAAAGCCGUCUAAUUUUGGCGGGCAUCCUGGGUAUACCACUCCCGUCCCAGUCACGCCCCAAAGGCCUGCGACAAAGUCUUCUGUCUUGCAAUCAAGCCCGGUCCACCACCCCCUGCGCUCUGCUAAUACGGCCUCUUCACGACAUUCCAUUGCGACAACAGACAGGAUUGUCAUGACUGGUGGUGCAUCUCAGAGCGGGGGCACGAGCUACAAGCCAAAGGAAGUGAAAUCGUGUCCAAACAGAGUUGCAGACCUUCGUCGUCUCUUUGACCAUGGUAGCCCUGUGGGUCCAGAUUUGGGGCCAUCGUCAAGGUGGAAAGAAACCAGUGCUGCCGCUGCUCCUCAUUCAACCUUUUCCGGCUCAAAGGCCCCUGUAUUCAGACUACCUCGACCUGCAGGCCACGGAUUUCCCGCGGGACACUUAUUCUCGCCUGUCAAGAACUUAUCCGCCAAUGACUUUGGUAAUCGCUAUGGACACGGGCCUGGUUCCGAUGGUAUCUCUCCUGGUGCAUCCCCAUUGAAACAAAAGAUCACGCUCUUUGAAAAUCUGAGCACACCAGAGAGUCUAUACCAUUCAUCUCCCAGUCAACAGGUCAAGACAUACGAUGGUGCUAUCGAAGACUCUGGCAUGCAAGAUACACCCCAUGGCGACGAUAGUCUGAGGAAGAAAGCUAACCAGAUGCUACAUCCCAUCGGCUCUGCAAGUCUACUGAGAAGAUUUUCCAGGAGCUUAAGAAGUGAGACGCAAGACAGCCUUAAGGACACUUAUACAAUCAGAGAAGGGGCUGGUACCAGCAGAAUUAGGAGAAAGAUUGUUGAGUGCAGACUCCAACAGCCACAGCAUCCCAAGCUACCGCAUACACUGGACAACUCUGGACACAGCGGCACUGCGCUUUUCCAGGCGAAUCAGCGAGACAAAAAUGUGCCUGACACUGACAUUGAUACUGUUAGCUAUAUACACGGAGUCAAAUCGAUGAGAGAGUCUGGUACUUCGUCGGUGGCCAAGAGGCUCCUUGCUAGGAGGAGCAUGCCGUUUUUCAACAAAUCAGUCCACACAAACGAUCAGCCUUAUACAAGACCCGUAGGAUCUACCUACUCUCCCUCUUUAAGCAGUGGGAGUGGACCAGCGCCGCCGACACCCAGCGCUAGGACCACAAACAGCAACAGUAGAUCCAACGCAAGCAAAUACAGCUUCGCGGGCAGCAGCACCAUGUCUGCGCCCCAGCCGCGGCUGACCAAACUCUGCAAUAGUGCCAGCUUCAUGACCGAAAACAGCACUCAAUCGGCGCCGCAGCCGCUGGCCACAGAAACUGUAGCAAAGGGAAGGACGUCCAGCCUCAGACGUCGAUUUUCGUCGUCUUUGAGUCGUGCCAUCAACCCCUUCCGGCCGCACCACGGCAAGAAAGACGUUGACGGUGCCGGCUGGAGCGGACAUUCUGGACCAGGCGCAAGCGGUGGUGCGUCGAGGGCUGUGUCGGUGGCAAAGUGUGAUCUCGAGCAUCCUAGACCCAUCAGGGGCGCGGAGAUGGGGCAGAUAAUCGGCAUGUUUGAGCGGCAGGAGGCGAGUGUCAUCUCUGCAGACCAUAUCAAUGGUACUGGACAGGCGAAACUAUGA
Pyricularia pennisetigena is the source of this 2658-nucleotide messenger RNA. RefSeq lists its product as uncharacterized. The record is from RefSeq and is a predicted model, not a curated record. NCBI's taxonomy places the organism in Eukaryota, Fungi, Ascomycota, Sordariomycetes, Magnaporthales, Pyriculariaceae. The coding region runs from base 1 to 2658 and encodes 885 amino acids. The transcript is spliced from 2 exons.